UAAUCAUCCGACGACGAUAACACACAUUCUUUCCUUUCUUAUUCUCAUUCUUUCUUCCAUUUCAUCUCUUCUUCUUCUUCUUCGACGAGAUGAAAUCUCCCGAUAUGGCGGCGGUUACUGAUUCUCUUGAGCAAUCUUUCCGUAACUUCUCCCUCAACCACCGUCUAUCCUCUGCCGCCCCCUCUUCCGCCGGAGUGCGGAGAUCACCGUCUUCAUUUUCUUCCUCUUCUUCCUCCUCCGAUGACGAACCUCAUCUUCCUCUUCAUCAACAUAAUCGCUUCGACACAAUCUUGGAGCUCAACUCUCACAUCUCCCUCCCUCCUUUCUGGGAGCAAUGCCUCGAUUUGAAGACAGGGGAAGUUUACUAUAGAAACUGCCGAACCGGAAUGAAGGUAAAAGAAGAUCCGAGGACAGCCGUAGCACACAGCCGAGAUUUAUAUUCGGAAGACGACGGGGAGGACGGUGAUGAGAGUUCUUCAGACGGUGGAAGUGAGGAGUCGUGUUCUUCAUCGUCGUACGGUGGUAGUAGACAGCAAUAUCCGGCGGAAAACGUGGAGGAUGUACUGGUAGUAGCUGGAUGCAAGAGAUGCUUCAUGUAUUUCAUGGUGCCGAAACAGGUUGAAGAUUGUCCCAAAUGCAGCAGCAGUCGUCUUGUUCAUUUCGAUCGCUCCGACGAGAGUAAUGGGUUCCCAUGAACCACUUUUUUUUUUCUUUUGAGAAAAACAAGAAACCAAAAUCAAACUGUAUUUGGGUUAAUUGAUCUGACAAAAUCAUUGAUUCUUUUUCUUUGGAUUAA
This is a messenger RNA of Cucumis melo (muskmelon), 796 nucleotides long. RefSeq names its product protein CURLY FLAG LEAF 1. Bases 90 to 695 code for a protein of 201 amino acids. The record is from RefSeq and is a predicted model, not a curated record. NCBI's taxonomy places the organism in Eukaryota, Viridiplantae, Streptophyta, Magnoliopsida, Cucurbitales, Cucurbitaceae. Gene Ontology annotation, molecular function: protein binding. The transcript is spliced from 2 exons.